Molecule: messenger RNA, 3976 nt
Organism: Siniperca chuatsi (mandarin fish)
Lineage: Eukaryota; Metazoa; Chordata; Actinopteri; Centrarchiformes; Sinipercidae
Product: caspase recruitment domain-containing protein 8-like
Exons: 7
Coding region: 187-1380 (397 amino acids)
Biological process (GO): regulation of apoptotic process
Source: RefSeq, a predicted model, not a curated record
UUGUACAUUAAAAUCUGAUCUGAGGAGCGUGUGCUCAUUGUGCAACAAAUAUUUUUCGGUAAAUUUUUGUCAGAGCUGUCAAGUCACAUCUGUUGGGAAAAUAAAAAGAAUUUUGGCUAUUAAUUUUUAUCAUCCUAUUCAAGUUUUCAUUAUUGUUCUUUCUCUUUCACUUCUUCUCUCCAUUAGAUGACUCGAUGUCAAACUGGAUGUAAAAAAACCCUGCCCGGUGACAAAAAGGCUCCAUUAUCCUUCUCACCUGAACAGACAACUGGAUCUUCAUACAGGUUCAGGUGUCCUGGUCCAGGUGUGUUCCAGUGUACUUUGACUGGACUGGUGUUUGUUAUGGCUCAGGAGGCGGAGCUGCUGUACAGGACUGUCCAAUGGGAUGAGAGCCUCCUCCAAUCAGCUGGCAAGAUGGCUGCAGGGAUGCUGUUCGAUAUCAAGUGUUCGGAGGAUGAUGCUGUCUGUCAGCUCCACCUGCCACACUGCGAAACAAAGGAUGCGUUGCUUGUUGAUGGUCUGCUGUCUGUCGUCCACAUCACUGAUGAUGGGAUGAGCAUUUUGGAGCCGCUGGAGAUUACAGACACUCAUGUGGUUGUGAAGGUCCCUCACCUCUCUGCCUUUGGCCUCGUCUGGGACUUGGUUCAAAGGUUUCUGAACAUCUCACUGCCAAUAAAUGGCCAAGUUCUGCUGUUCCUCCGACCUCCAAACAUUAGGCAUCAAAUCCUCGAUGUAUUUCUGCUUCAGGACAACAUCCAUCUGCAUGAGGUUGCUGCCCAACAAGGAGCUGCUGAGAACAUCAGGAUGUCUUCCGACUGUCAUCUCGAAAUUGGUCAAAGUUACAGUGUCCACUGUGAACCCGAGGGCUUCAUAAUACAGCCUGAGAGCGCACCGUUUCGCUCAAAGUACGGACCAAAUUUCUAUCCGACAUUUGAAGUUUUCCUGACUACGAACCCAGAGGAGGUGACUUUGACGGUUCAGGACCGAGAGAGGAAAGAAGUGUGGAGACGUGUUGUGCCUCUGACAGGUUCAAGAAGGGAAAGUCUACAGAGGAAUGUCCCGGCAGAGGACAGCGUCCUGGCAGAGGACAGGGUCCCGGCAGAGGACAGGGUCCCGGCAGAAGAGAGGCUGCGCUCAGUUCGGACAGAGUUUGUAAAGAGAGUGACUGAACCGGUUCUGAACCAGCUUCUGGAUAGACUCCUUGAGCGUGGCGUUAUAAAUGAUGGGGAAAUGCAGUCUGUCAGAAUGAAAGCAACAGCAGAAAAAGCACGAGACGUGAUCGACACGGCGCGAAGAAAGGGACCUGAAGCCAGCACAGUCCUGAUCACUGCUCUCUGUAAGGCGGAUCAACACCUUUCCAGAGUGCUGAACUUAAACUGAAGCAAAAGCAAGAAACGGCGGGAUGAUGAAUCUCUGUGACAGCAGGCUGUUUUACAGUCUCACAUUACUUACUGUAAUCUUUAAAUGAGAAGUUUUGCCGUUAAAGCAGUGUGUUUUUAAUAAGUGGACUUUCACUCUGAAAGUGAUUCACUCAAGUUUCGGGGGAAGGCCUCACACUGUGAACCAGCUAAACGUGGACUACGCUGGAUGGAUGUUGAGAAGGAAAACAAUUUCAUUAAGAGGUUGCGUCUGCAAACAAACUCCAACAGACAGAUGCUGAAGCUGUUAUUAAGUGAGACCUUAAAUAAAACGCAGACAGAUGCUUUUUGUGACAAAUGGUCUAAUGCAAAAAUUGUAAUUAAAAGUGUGGUCAAAGACCUUUUAAAGCCGCUGAAAAGAAAGACCACAAAGAGAAUGAUCACCUUUUGAGAUAGACACUUUUUGUUUUGCUUUGAGAAGAUGCAUUCUUUAGUACAUAGCUGUCCAAAGUCAGAAAAAGGCCAAUGCACUCAGAAGAAGAUGAAGACUCGAAAGACGAAAGGGGUAAACUAGCCCUAGUUUUGAAUUAUCCAUCAUUGCUCAGAGCCCCCCCUUCCCAGACUUCUCCAAUGUUGGAACUGGAACGGCUGCGUCCAACACUUUUUGUAACUUACAGACAAUCUGACAACCAUGGUCACUGUUUCAUGUUCCAUGGUCUUCAGACAGAAAAAUGACUUUUCAUGUGAACAACUGAGUGUAACACUGUUCCUGUCUCCCAGGAAGUGUACCUUGUUGAGACUACAGAGACGAUCAGGGAGCCAGCGGGAGGCUUUUCACUCCGCCUUCCAGUGUGGACAGUCAGAACAGAUAGAAGCACUUUUUCCUUUAGACGUGGUCGGACAACACAUCGUACCACCGAUUGGCUUCCAGCGGACCGAACCCCUUAAGGCCCGUUCAGACAGCCACUGUACCAAUUAUACAGCCGUUAGCUGUAAGCACCAAGUGUUUCUGUGUGUUUGUGUUGAGCUCAGCCUCUGACUGAUCUCUGAACUCCAGUUCUUUCUGUUAUUUCCCUCCAGUCUCUCCUUUUUCCUCUUGUCUCUGUACGACUGAAGCAGAUUCAUAAAGCUCUGGGAUACACACAGGGAUUUUUACUCAAGUUGAAACCUUUUCAACUCGUGCACAUUACGUUUGUGUCAAUUCCAAUGACUUUGUUUGCAAUUGUGCAGCCUUUAAAAUCCGCUUUGUUAAAGUUCCCACUCAGUCCCCACUCACUACUAAUUCUCAAUAAAUGUUGACUGUUCAGUGCUGGCUUUAAUAAAAGUGAUGAUUCUGACUGAUUCUGUCAGACGUCUCCACUCGUACUGUGACGUCAGCCACUUUCUGCCAUCCGCUGCGCGUUAGUCAACCAGCACGGCAGCUUUCCCAUUAAACCCACUUUUCCCUGUUCGUGUGCGACUCCGUGCAGCCGUUCCAGAUUAUCCAGACACCACAACAGUUGUGCCGGCAGAGGAGAAGGAAACGCCGCCUGUUAACUGUAACGGGCCUUUAAACGAGCCUCAGACACAAGUGAAAACAGGAAUCGGUGAAGUGAGAUGAGACGAAGGACAGCUGGGAGCGUGGACACUCGAGCUGCGUGUCUUUACUCGUUAAACCGCGCGGUGAUUCAGCUCGUGUCAGCUUCAUGAAUGCGUUUCCAUUCGCUGUUUCUGUCUGGAGACUCCGGGCUGCAGAUGGCGUGAGGCAUCAUCGCUGGCUUCUACUACCAGACACAUUUCCAGACGAUGAACCUUUUACAUUUGAAUGACCCUGUGACCUUUCCUCUCGCCCGGAAUCAUCCUCUGGGGAGCAUGAAUGUGCUCAGUGCAUCUUCUGAUAAUCUGCUCAUUAACUGUUCAUGUUUCUUACUACUGUUAACUUAUAAGUCAGUGAUGUGCAUUGUUUCCAACAUUGCUGGACGUAUUUCAGGUCCUAAAUAAACCCCUUCGUAUAUAACAAAAGCCUCUUUACGUUAAUCUAAAGGCAGUUUAACAUGUCGCUCUCACGUCUGAAUAAACACAGGCACUUUGAUGUAAACGCACAACAACAAUGUUGCUGCGUUGAACCUGAAAAGUUUCUGUAUCACUUUCAACACGACAGUCUGAACUGACUGGUGUCAGAUUAACAGAUUCACGUUAAGCAGCACGAGAGAGAUUAAAUACACGUCAGGCUCCGCCUUCGCUGUAUCAAAUCAGUGAAAGUUGAAGUUGUUGAGGAGAUUCUUCUCAGAUCAGAAGCAGAAGAGGUUAAAAAACUUAAUAUCCAGCAAAACUCUUUAUAUACAGCAUGUGAGCUAAGAGGAACAAAACAAGAGUUGUGUCAUUCAGUGUUUGUGCACUGACAGGCAGCAGGAUUCACUCUGUAAUAACGUUAAAUGCUUAUAUUGAUGCAGAGGUAUCGGGGGAUUCACUGAUGGUCAUUAAUUAAAGCUUCGACAGCACAAUAAGUUUGAAAAUCGAUCAGCGACGCCGCCUGAGAGAGAGCAGGAAACUGUCCUCUUCCUUCAUAACGAAACAUGUUUAACUCAGCGCUCUCUCAUCACAGAGCAGAGAGUUGUCAUGUGUGACUGCAGAACAGU